CGUUGAAUGACGUUUUCAAAUGUCAUCAAAUAUGUUUUCUGUCCUGAUACCAGCGGUCAAAAUUGUGUCAAAACGUUGUACUGGAAAUUUACUGAGAGCUAACAGAGUUUGUUUUGGGUUAUCCAUCAGCAUUUCUGACAGGAAAGACGAUGAUUUGUUAAUGAAUCCAGAGACUUUUAUUUUGAGGAAAGCUAGUCCAACUCCGUACAAUGUUUUUGUGGCUGAAAAUAUAAAAAGAGUUCAAAAGGAUCACUCUGAUAAAAUCAGAGAAAGAUUAUCAGAGGAGUACAAAUCACUUGCAAUCGGCGAACUUCUAAAGUAUGAGGAAAAAGCAGAAAAAUUUAAAAAAGACCAGGAGAGAUACAGAAAACUGGUAGAAGAUCUUCCACUGGAAGCUAAAGAUGAACUACUUUUAACUGUGCUAGAGAAAAUGGAGAAGAAAAUAAAAACAAAAACUUUGAAAGAGACAAAUAAACCCUCUCUUAAACAUUUUAAUGUUCUUAAUUUAGUCACCUUAACAGAGGGGGAUCUCCAAACCCUUUCUGGCAAAGUGAGAGAACAUGGAGGGCUCAGAAAAAUUACAAUCCGUCGAGAGAAAUGGAAGACUUUGACAGAAGAUGAGAAAGAAAGGCUGAAUCAAGAAGCUAAAAAAAUAAGAGAGCAGGAAAAAUUAUCAUACUUAAAAGAACUUUCAAAAUGGAUGGUGUCUUUGAUUGAAAAUAAAGAUAUCGAUGAAAUUUUUCCCAUUUUAGAAUUAAAGGAGAUGAAAAUGGUUCUUGAUCAUUUAGCUGAAAUUAAACCUACAAGAGCAAGAACCUCGAGGAAUCUUUUCUUGUCGUCAGAUUUGGGAAAAGAACUAGGGGUAACAGUUAAGAAUCAAUCAGAGUUAUACAACAAUCUAUCAAGGGAACAAAAAGGGGCAUUUGAAGAAAUGGCAAAAAAGGAAAAAGAAAGAGCUGAUAAAGAAAAACUGCAAUGGCAAAAUAUGCUGGAACAAAAGGGACUAACAAAGCUUAUUCAAGUUUGGAAGGAACUGUGUGUUAUGCAUGGAAAGAAGAGUAAUGUGUUUAGUUAACAGUUUUAAGUUGUUAAAGAGUUCCAUCAUUUACCAACAAGUUACCAUGGAUGGUGCAUAUAUUACAAAUAAAUGACAUGAUGGAAGGUAACUGUUGUAGACCUCCCCACUUGUGACAUUUUUCAAAAUUGAAUGAUGAAUCAUUUUCUAUCAUUCUAUAGAAACUUUUAAGUUGUAAUUCA
Molecule: messenger RNA, 1257 nt
Organism: Saccostrea echinata
Lineage: Eukaryota; Metazoa; Mollusca; Bivalvia; Ostreida; Ostreidae
Exons: 1
Coding region: 20-1075 (351 amino acids)
Source: RefSeq, a predicted model, not a curated record